AAAACAAAAACAAAAUCCAGGCACCACAUCCCUCCAUCAAAGUUUAUAAAAAGGGUGAGCCUUUGGUUUCAUAAAAGUCAGCAAAGAAGAAAGAAAAUAGAGAAAUGGGGAGAGCUCCUUGUUGUGACAAAGCAAAUGUGAAGAAAGGGCCAUGGUCUCCUGAAGAAGACUCUAAGCUGAAAGAUUAUAUAGAGAAAUAUGGAACUGGUGGUAAUUGGAUUGCUCUCCCUCAAAAAGCUGGUCUGAAAAGAUGUGGGAAGAGUUGCAGAUUGAGAUGGCUUAAUUAUCUGAGGCCAAACAUUAAACAUGGUGAAUUCACUGAUGACGAAGAUAGGAUUAUCUGUACCCUCUUUGCUAGCAUUGGAAGCAGAUGGUCAAUAAUAGCUGCUCAGUUACCAGGAAGGACUGAUAAUGAUAUCAAGAACUAUUGGAACACCAAGCUUAAGAAAAAGCUCCUGGCCAUGAAUGGUAUUCCCUCUCAACCGCAAAGAAAACCACCACCACCACCACCACCAUUUUCUCAUCAACCUCAACCUGUUUCAUCACUAUACGAAGACAGCACUGCUUAUUAUUACACACCUUUUGAACCCAUUAUGUCAUCAGCCCAAUCUGAUCUUUUGAACAACACGAACUUGACCAACAAUUCUUCUCUCAUUCAAACACCAGAAAGCUUGUUCAGUCACAUGCAAUAUCAUCCAAUGAGAGACAAUUUCCUUAUGUAUGGGGGUGAACCAAGCUGCAGUUCAUCUGAUGGUAGCUAUGGCAAAGAGAUGAAACAAGAAGAUCAUAUGGGUUUUCAGGGUUUUGGUGCUUCAUUAGACUAUGGUACCAACAAUGGAGUUAACCAAUGGAUUGAGAAACAAAGUGGGUAUAAUGGAGAAUGCCCAUUAGACUAUAACCUUGAAGAUGUUAAGAGACUGAUUAGCUCUAAUAAUAACAGCUUCUUCAUAGAUGAAAAUGACGCACAAGAUAAAGCUAUGUACUGCUGUUACUACUAGUGAUGGAACUGCUUGCAGGAAAGAUUUGAUGGGGUAAGGCCCAAAGCUGAGGGAUUGAAAAGAAAAAAAGAAAAAAGACUUUCAGUUUCUGGGGUAAUGUGUACUGAAUCUGAUGAAAUGAAACAUAUUUUAAAAUUUGCCUUUUUUAUAUGUAUUUGAUGCAUUUCUUUUUGGGAAAUGAUGAUAAUUCUUGUUUGUACGGAUCCUUCCACUGCAAGAAAUCAAUGUUCUCAUGAAAACAAGAAUUUAAUCAUCAUUAAGUGAACAAAUGUCAACCUAAACCAAGCUUGCACUGUAGUU
Gossypium arboreum is the source of this 1298-nucleotide messenger RNA. RefSeq names its product transcription factor RAX2-like. The transcript is spliced from 3 exons. The record is from RefSeq and is a predicted model, not a curated record. Bases 105 to 998 code for a protein of 297 amino acids. NCBI's taxonomy places the organism in Eukaryota, Viridiplantae, Streptophyta, Magnoliopsida, Malvales, Malvaceae.